This is a messenger RNA of Sclerotinia borealis F-4128, 480 nucleotides long. NCBI's taxonomy places the organism in Eukaryota, Fungi, Ascomycota, Leotiomycetes, Helotiales, Sclerotiniaceae. The record is from the annotation of a GenBank genome assembly.
AUGCUUGGUAUCAGUCUUUGCUGUGCAAAUGUUGGGACAUACUCCUACUAUACCGAUAUUCUAGGCCAGCGUCCAGCGGCUAUCAUUAGCACAGCACUUCUCACUAUUUCCCUCUUCAUGGUCGGUGGUCUCACCAAAGUGCAUUGGACAUCAGCGAAUAAAUUGGGGGUUUAUGGCACAGUCGCUGCUAUUUUCCUCUUCCGAGGAGCUUGCUUUUUUGAGUGGACAUCACUUCUCUAUCUUUAUUUCCCUGGAGUGCUCAUUUAUCCCAUCCGCGCUAAUGGAACGGGACUUUUUACUCUCGUUUUCGACGGCCUUGCACUCCUUAUCGUGUUCUCGUUACUAUUUGCUCAAGAAGAAGCCAUGGGCUGGAAGAUAUAUAUGAUGAACGGUGCGUGGGAUGUAGAGGUGGAAUUGAUGUGGAGAUAUUCGGUGGAGAUAUUCGGUGGAGACACAAGGAAAGACACUCGAGGAGAUUGA